UGGCAUUUGCUGCAUUCAGUAUCAAUCACACCCACGGGAAACCAGACGGUUCCCACACACAGCUGGAAGCCCACAACACCUCUGAUUUCCUUUCCUUUUAACUUAAUCAUCCCCAGAAAAACUUCCUUUGCAGAGAUAAACAGCCCAGCUCUCCGCCCCCUUCCAAAAUAACAUGUAAGAUGAAGCCUACCUCGGAAGAUUUAUCUGCCUCUCCUGUUGCUCUGAAAGUGGACAAAAUGAAAAGGCAUCCGGAUUUCUGCUGGGCGAUCAGUCUCCUAACUGCUCUCUGUUGGCACCCAGCGUGGGCUCAAGCCUGUGGGGGCCAAGAGUAUCGGGGCGCGGACGGUCGCUGUGUCCUCUGCCAGACGUGUCCAGCUGGAGAGGAGCCCGACAGAAAAUGCGGUUACGGUGCAGGAUUAGGGAUGGCCUGCAAGCCGUGUCCGGCCGGGUCCUUCUCUCCCACCUCUGGGCUGGGAUUCUGCUCCUUGCAUACUCCUUGCGAGGCCAAGAAGAGGGUCCACCUCCACAUCGGAACGGCGACUGCAGACACUUGGUGUGGUGCCUGCUUACCUGGGUACUACAGUCCAGAAGGGGAGACGGAUCCGAGGAGCCCGUGUCUCCCUUGCCUGGCGGCCCCCAGUGGGGUAUCCGGAUGUCAAGGGUCCAGAAAACCUCCCGCUCGCCUGAGCCGAAACGCCGAGGCCCCUCCCAGACGAGGCGAGAAAACGGCGCUGAACGGCACCCGGGAUGGGAAGCCGGACGACAGCGCCACGCAGUACGCGGUGCUGGCCAUCGUCCCCGUCUUCUGCAUUAUGGGCUUGCUGGGCAUCCUCUUCUGCAAUCUGCUGAUGAAGAAGGGGUACCAUUGCACGGCCCAGAAGGAGACAGACGAAGAGGCCGCCAAAUCAGACAGAACCGGGAACAGUUCGGGCUAUAAGACCGAAGACCUUAACGAGGAUACCAUCGGGGUGCUGGUGCGGCUGAUCACCGAGAAAAAAAGAAAAUGCAGCCGUCCUAGAAGAGAUGCUGAAGGAGUACCACAGCAAGCAACUCACCCAGCCAACUUACAAGCCUGUGAACAAGUUGCAUCUCCUGCCCCAGAUCCCCCACAUCUGCCAGCAUCAGCACCACCUCCACACCAUCCAGGGCCUGGCCAUGCGCUCGGGCCCCAGCUGCACCCGCUGCAGCCAGACGAAGUGGCCGGAGAUGCUACGGUCCACCGAGGCUGUGUCCAGCCGUGUCCAGCCGGGGGAGAUCACCAUCCUCUCCGUGGGCAGGUUCCGCGUGGCCCGUAUCCCCGAGCAGAGAGCCAACCCCACGGAACUGAAGACCAUCUCCGAGGGGGUGGGGGAGGCCGAGCCCAGCCAGCCCCCUCACCCCUCCCUCGCCCCAGAGCCAAAGCUGCUGGCCAGCCAUGGGGGGAAACUGAAGCGGCCCACGGGGGCAGAGAGUCAGCAAGAGGUUGUCAUUUGACUGCCCCUCGGCCGAGAAGAAGGAGCAACGCAACAUUUGUGGACGCUGCGCGUCAGGAGCGCCUUCCCGCCCGCUGCGCCUGGGCUGGACCCAGGCGAAGGUGGCGGCCAGCCGGCUUUUCUCGCUGCUCCUUGGACCCCGUCUGGGUCGGACUCUGCUGGGGGGGGGGGGCUGGGCAGCUCCAGAGGACCCUCCCAGCUUGCCCAGAGACUUCAAAGGACCCAAGGUUUUGGAGAGGCUGGCCGGAGGAGCCCCUUUGCUUUACGUUAUCCUUUUGCACGGCUCAGAGGCAGCUCCGUCACGCGCCAGCCAGGCCGGGUAGGACGAGAAAGAAAAAAGCCUCUUCUUAUUGCGGCCCAGGACUUAGCGGAACUGUGGCGCCUCCGCCACGUCGAGCUGGUGACCGCGUGGACUCCUCCGUGUCAUUUCCUGGGCAACCCUACGGAAGUCGGUCCCGGUUGCGGGUUUUUCUUUUCUUUCCUGACAUGUUUCCUCGCCUUCCCCAUUUAGCCACGCCCCCUGGGAUUUCCUGAUGGUGUCCCAUCCCGCCCCCUAACCCUUUCUGAAAUUGUUCAGCAUCUGAACACAGCUGUGCUGAGGAACUGCUGCUGCUGAUGGGCAGUGUGUGCCUGUGGUUGUGCGUGUGAUAUACGUAUCUUCCUCUACUUGAAUGGGGAGGGAAGACACCUUUGAGUGCGUGUGUGUGUGUGUGUGUGUGUGUGUGUGUGUGUGUGUGUGUAGAGAAAGAGAGGGAGGGAAGGAA
Crotalus tigris (Tiger rattlesnake) is the source of this 2236-nucleotide messenger RNA. It is a transcript of the gene RELT, whose product is annotated as RELT TNF receptor. Gene Ontology annotation, biological process: apoptotic process. The record is from RefSeq and is a predicted model, not a curated record. The transcript is spliced from 11 exons. Bases 180 to 2006 code for a protein of 608 amino acids. Lineage: Eukaryota; Metazoa; Chordata; Lepidosauria; Squamata; Viperidae.